UCUGUGCAGCUCCUCGUUCAAACCCACUGGAACUGUUCUGGUUGCGAGGCAGGAAGCAGCUGGCUCGUGUAGCCAAUCCAGGAACGCUAGCAUGGCGGGGACGGAAGGCGAGUUCGGCAUGAAGCAGUUCGAGUACUGGACCAACCGUUGGAACAACGGGGACACGCCGUGGCAACGUGACGGAGUCUAUCCACUUCUAGAGAAGAACCAGGACGUCAUUUUGGCGGAAAAACAGGAUGCCCAGGUCUACGUCCCGAUGUGUGGAAAGGCGGCCGAUUUGAAAUGGUUCUACGACAAGGGACAUCGCGUCGUUGGCGUGGAGUUCAUCGAGGCGGUUGCCCGGAGCUUUUUCGUCGACAACAGCCUUCCUUUCGAUGAAGCCGAGUGCCCUGUACUCAAGUGCAAGAUAUUUCAGACUCCCGACAAGAGGUUGCGAAUAUUCGUCUGCAACGUCUUUGACUUCAACAAGUCCUGCGCCGGAACCAUGGACAUUGUGUGGGAUAGAGGAGGAUUGAGCUCAAUCGACGUGGAACUCAGAGACAGAUACGUCACCUUGAUGAAGUCAUUGCUGUCACCAAACUUCUCCUACGCUUUGUGGUCCACCGUCUAUGAUGAUAGUACUUUCAAUGAUUUUCCCACAAGUAUGCCGGAGGGAGUUCUUCGGGAGCUGUUUGCGGGGAAAGGUAUGAAGCUGCGUCUCAUCGAUUCGAGAAGCCCGAGUUCGCGUUCUCACUUCAAAUCCGGCACUGUUAACCUCUGGCACUUGACGGAAUGAGGGCAAGACCUGGCCUCGGCAGCAUCUGCAGCGACCACUUCCACCACAACCGGAUUGUCCCGCAUCGCGAGAGAGUUGUCUCUCGCUCCAUAAUCCCGCUCUGUCGAUCAGAUACCACCUGGAAGACAAAGCCUGCCUCGUUGCUCACCAAACGUUAUCACCGGUGGAUCCAGCCAGAGCCACCUACUUUGCAUCACCUUCGCAGCCAGUAAGCCUUGGAGCAUCUAACAACGAACACGACGAUGGGGCCAAAUAAACUACUUCAAGAGCGCACCAAGAUCACGUUCGUCGUGUUAGAGUACGUGUUCUGUCAUUGCUGAACCAAGCAUGUGCAGAGAAGGCCCAGUGACUUGCUUCCUUUAAGCUGUUUGAAUGGUCCUAUAAACUCGUGGCGUCGGUUGCAUCCGGACUUUGGUGAAAAGAACUAUACUACGUGCUGAAACCAAGACGGGCGAGUGUGGAGCUUUGCGGCAACUGUCGUCGAGCAUUAGCAGGUUUGCCGCUUGGGGCGGCAAACCUGCUAAAGCCACCGACAAUGUCGUCAUGCCCAAUCCUUGUCUUCUAGAUCGGUGGUUCUCAAAUGGGGGUCCGCUGACCCUUUGGCGUCCGCGAAGGCAUUCCAGGGGUCUGCGAAGCUCUCCCUCAUCAGUCAAGCCCAAAAAUAAAAGUUUUUUUUUUUUUUUUAUUUGAGAAGAAACGUUCCAAUUUUGGUGAAUUUUCUCGUGAUGUCAAUGAUAUAAGUCUACUUCACAGCAGCCCUUAGUUAUAUCCUUUUAUUAAAUCAUUAUCAUACUUAACCUAU
Molecule: messenger RNA, 1577 nt
Organism: Ixodes scapularis (black-legged tick)
Lineage: Eukaryota; Metazoa; Arthropoda; Arachnida; Ixodida; Ixodidae
Product: thiopurine S-methyltransferase
Exons: 9
Coding region: 92-775 (227 amino acids)
Molecular function (GO): thiopurine S-methyltransferase activity
Source: RefSeq, a predicted model, not a curated record